AUGAAAACUGCCAGUAGUAAUUCAAACCCUAGUACAAUUCAGCUCAUUCCAUUCAACCCCGAUGACCCCGAGGCUGAUAUUGAAGGUUGGUGCCGAGUCACAGAAAUAAUUGUUCAUAAGAAGUGCCUUGAGGGUGUUGAUUUGCUUGUGGCUCUUACUGGUGCAUUAAAAGGCCGUGCAGCAACAUGUAUCACUAAAUUUAACUUGAAUGAAUUGUCAUGGGAUGUUAUAAAACAGACCUUAAGGGCUAAAUUCUCUAAGCCGAAGCUGUUACAAGACUACUUCGAUGAGAUAUUACGUUUUCAAAUUAGCUCAAAGGAAACUGCUUCAGAAGGUGCCUUAAGACUGUGGAACAUGAUCGAAAGUAUUCCAAAAACCGAGAUGCAGGAAGAAGUUAUAACUGGUUUCGUGAUUUCUGUGUUAAGUCAAAAGGACAGCUUGAUACGCCGAGAGUUAAAUGCUCAUGCUAUCACCACACGUGCUCAGCUAUUUAGAAUCCUCGGUGGAGUAUCGCUGAAACGACGCAUUGAAGGCCCUGAUGUUCAAGAAUCAGAUCCUAAGCGAGCCCGGUGGAGCGAAAAUACCAGAUUUCCCGGCAAAUGUCAUUGGUGUGGAUUACCUGGUCAUCGAGUAGCAGACUGUAAAAAAAAAAGAGAAGACUGUGGAUCCAGCAGAUCUGCGCAGCAAAAUGCUACAAGUUCCGCGCACGUACUAGAGAGGAGACAAACUACGUGCUACGCUUGUGGCAAAGCUGGUCACCUCGCGACAACCUGUCCUGACAGGAAGAGCGGUGCAGUUUCAAGAAAAAAGGUCAAUAUCUGCGAGCAACGACUGUCGAGGGGCAUUUUGAGGACGUCAUCUGGUGAGCAAGUUUCUUUUCUUUUUGAUAGUGGCUCAUCUUGCUCUCUUUUAAAAGAAAGCUUAAGUAAUAAGUUUCCGGGUACUGUACGCAAUGAUCUCGUUUAUCUUUCUGGUAUUGGGGGUGAUGAAAUUAAGUGCACGUCACAAAUUUUAAGCGUUGUAAAUUUUGAUAAUAUCUCGGAAUCGGUGAAUUUCCAUGUAGUGCCUGAUCGUUAUAUUUUAGAACCCGUGAUUAUAGGUAGGGACAUUUUAGAAAGAGGUGUUAGUGUAAAGAUUGAUGGCGAUAAGUUAACUUUUUAUUUUAAGAAGGAAAACAAUUUAUGUGAAUCAGGUAUGGUGAAACCAGAUUUUACCCAGAUCGAUACUGAUCUUAUAGGGACUGAUAGAAAAUCUCUUAUAGAACUGCUUAGUAGAUAUGUCGAUUGCUUCAUUGAGGGUAUUCCAACUAGACGCGUGAAAACUGGUGAAUUAGAAAUUACUUUAAUAGACCCACACAAAACGGUGCAGAGACGUCCUUAUAAGUUGGCUCCAGUAGAAAAGUAA
This is a messenger RNA of Melitaea cinxia (Glanville fritillary), 1404 nucleotides long. RefSeq lists its product as uncharacterized. Gene Ontology annotation, molecular function: aspartic-type endopeptidase activity; zinc ion binding; nucleic acid binding. The coding region runs from base 1 to 1404 and encodes 467 amino acids. Gene Ontology annotation, biological process: proteolysis. The record is from RefSeq and is a predicted model, not a curated record. The transcript has a single exon. NCBI's taxonomy places the organism in Eukaryota, Metazoa, Arthropoda, Insecta, Lepidoptera, Nymphalidae.